GGGCUCAUUCCUGCAAAGAAAAUGGCUGAAAAGGAGAGGAAGACAGUGAGACUGUUUACUUGGGGAUUUAAUAAAUAUGGUCAGCUAGGAGACGGUCAGAGCACAAAUAAAGAACUCCCUCAGCCUAUUCUAACUGAUUCCAGCAAGAACCAGCCCCGUGCAGUCUCGUGCGGGGCUCAUUUUACUCUUGUUGGUAGCGGACCCUCUCUUGACCUCUCCUCUUGCGGUAGGGGACUCCAUGGGCGACUGGGGAAUGGCUCAGAGUUAGAUCAGAGCACGCUGAAGCCUGUUAGCGUGAGAACUAAAGAAAGGAUCGUCUCCUUAUCUGCAGGACAUUGGCAUGGGUGCUUGGUCUCACCAGGUGGGGGUAUCUUCUCUUGGGGUUACAACAAAGCACAUGGAGUACUGGGGACUACUGAUGGACUACCUGAAGUAUCUACAAUACCGAUACAGGUAUCAUGCAAGGUAUUAUUUUCAGAGGUUAGCUGUGGCUUCAACUACACAAUUGCAAUCAGCAAAGAUUCUCGAUCAGUUUAUUCGUGGGGCAGUGGAAGAUUUGGAGUCCUUGGACACGGAGAUAGAGAGGAUCGGUUUAUCCCAACACAAAUCGAGUCUCUCUCGUCUGUUAAGAUAACUAGAAUACAUGCUGGCUAUUGUCAUGCUGGUUUUAUGAGCAAUGAAGGACUCUUGUAUACAUCUGGUAAGGGAAGUGAUGGGGCUUUGGGUCAUGGAGGAGAUAAGACUGAUCAGUUGGUUCCAAGGAUAGUUGAGUCAUUGAUCAACGUAGCUGAUGUUAGCUGCUCUGCAGGUGAGCACCAUUCCCAUACUCUAAUAGUUACUGGAGAUGGUAACGUCUUUUCUUGUGGUGACGGAUACAAGUGUAAGCUUGGCCAUGGGAACGACAGGUCUCUCGACACGCCUACCAGAAUAGACCCCGCCCACUUUAACGGUUGCAAGAUAACUUCAGUCGCCUGUGGUGGGAUUCAUAGUGUUGCCAUGGCGACCGAUGAAGCUGUGUUUACCUGGGGGUGUGGCAGUGACGGUAGACUGGGUCACCCUGAGGCUAAAGGACAUCGCUACUUGUUUUUGAGUAGCGUCCCAAGACAAGUGGAGGGACUCAAGGGCUGGAAACCUUUCAUGAUAUCCGCCUCUUACUAUCACACAGCAGCUCUUUGCUAUAAAUGAUAAAUGAAGUUUUGUUUUUUUAAACACUGUCAUUAAUCAGAUAAUUAUUUUUAUUAAAUCUUU
Molecule: messenger RNA, 1248 nt
Organism: Amphimedon queenslandica
Lineage: Eukaryota; Metazoa; Porifera; Demospongiae; Haplosclerida; Niphatidae
Product: ultraviolet-B receptor UVR8-like
Exons: 2
Coding region: 22-1185 (387 amino acids)
Source: RefSeq, a predicted model, not a curated record